Budorcas taxicolor (takin) is the source of this 1124-nucleotide messenger RNA. It is a transcript of the gene TMEM81, whose product is annotated as transmembrane protein 81. The transcript has a single exon. NCBI's taxonomy places the organism in Eukaryota, Metazoa, Chordata, Mammalia, Artiodactyla, Bovidae. The record is from RefSeq and is a predicted model, not a curated record. Bases 19 to 849 code for a protein of 276 amino acids.
UGAAAUGCCUGCUAAGACAUGAAGACUUUGGCCACUAGUUUCAUCCUUGGGAGCCUGGUGUUGGCCUUCUGUCUACCUUUGCUGGUGACUUCACCUAAAACGCUGGCCAUCCCUGAGAAACUGCAAGAAGCUGUGGGGAAAGUUAUUGUCAAUGCCACGACCUGUACUGUCACCUGUGGCCUUGGCUUUAAGGAAGAGACUGUCUGUGAGGUGGGCCCUGAUGGAGUGAGAAGGAAGUGUAAGUCUCAGCGCCUGGAAUGUCUGACCAACUGGCUCUGUGGAAUGCUCCAUUUCACCCUUCUCAUAGGGAAGGAAUUUAAGCUGAGCUGUCUGAGUCCAGACAUCCUGGAGAUCGGGCAGGAAGCUUUCCGAUUCACCUGGAGACUUGCUCGGGGAAUCAUCUCAACUGAUGAUGAAGUCUUCAGACCCUUCCGAGCCAGUUCCUACUUUAUAAAGUUUCAGUCCAUUCAAGAGUAUGACUCUGGGACCUACCGGUGUGAUGUGCAGCUGUUAAAAAACUUGAGACUUGUCAAGAGGCUCUAUUUUGGGCUGAGGGUCCUUCCUCCUAAUCUGGUGAACCUGGAUUUCUAUCAGUCCCUUACUGAGAAUCAGAAGUUAGUGGACGAGGGCCUGGAAGUGAGUCUGGGCAACUACUCCAGGCCUCAGCACCCACCGUGGAAAAAGAAGGUGGCCAUAGCUGUGGGAGUAGGAGUUGCCAGUGGCGUGACCGGUGGUGUGUUGGUGAGCAUCGCGCUGUGCGGCAGGCUGAGGGUGAUCCACGGCAGUGCCAGCCUCGAGACGUUACAAGCCUUGCUGCCAAAGGGCGGGGUGCUCAGGAAGCCAGACUAGGCUUUCAGGGCCGUAUUCUGGCUGCCGGCCUGUGGGCUGGCUAAGAGGGAGCUUCCGUUAUCAAAGAGCUGAGCGGAGCGUGUGGGACAGGCAACACGAAGGUGGCUGUGGGCCAGUCUCUAACUGUGUCCUGGGUGGACCUCUUCCAGCCCUUCCCUGCUCACCAGGUACCCGGUAAACCUGACUGCAGGCAUCUCCCUACUCCUGGGACGAGUAGUGUCUUCCACGUGUGCAUUAAUUUUCUGCCCUUCACAGCCUGUGUGCCUCCUGCCGUG